Andrographis paniculata is the source of this 1213-nucleotide messenger RNA. RefSeq names its product probable F-box protein At2g36090. Gene Ontology annotation, molecular function: protein binding. The coding region runs from base 28 to 1134 and encodes 368 amino acids. NCBI's taxonomy places the organism in Eukaryota, Viridiplantae, Streptophyta, Magnoliopsida, Lamiales, Acanthaceae. The record is from RefSeq and is a predicted model, not a curated record. The transcript has a single exon.
AGUCCGGAGUCUUGAAGGCGUGUCGAUAUGGAGUCGGAACAUGAUCAUUUCAGGUCCCUGGAUCAAGAUCUUGUAUUAGAUAUAAUGUCGAGGCUUGAUGGCUGUACACUUGCAGCCAUGGCUUCGACAUGUACUUGUCUGUCGGAUGCUGCGAGGGAAGAUAGGUUGUGGCAGAAGAUAUGCGGCGACACAUGGCCUUCAACCUCGAAUCGACUGCUUCGGGUCCAGAUUGCAUCUUCUAACCAAGGAGGUUUCAAGAGUUUCUAUGCGAAUGCCUUUCCACUGAUCUUGUAUAAGGCAACAAGAGAAGCUUUGGAAAACAUUCCUGCAGGUUCUGCAAAUGACACAGAGCCAUCUCCCUGGGAUUUCAUGUCGUUAGUUGACAUAUAUUUCAAGGGGAGCAUUAUUUGUUCCAAGGUCGUUGAUGGCAUAAUGGAAAGUACAUAUGGUAAUUGCAACGACAAUGUCAAAAGGUUUUUGUGCUACCCGUUUAAAUUAGACUUGCACAGUGUUCAUAGUCCAAAAGAUUCAAGCAAUUAUUAUCAAGAUUUUGGCAGCUUGGAGGAUUAUACAAAGUUACCUCCGGAUGCCUUCAAGGGUUAUGAAGACAGAGAAGAUGCAUGCAAAGAGCUUCUUCAAGACCUCCGACUAAGCUGGAUUCUGUUUGACAAGAGACAAGGAAAGGCUGUCAAUAUCUCAAGUUGGAAAGCAAGAUCUAUUUACCGGAGCAACCCUUCUGCUAAUGGCUAUGUACUUUGUUUUGGGUGCAUAAUACCCAUUGAUGACGACAAUAUACUAACUCAACCAGUGGCAGAGUGUGUGAUAACCGCUAAAUGCAAUUUGAUGAUCAAGCAAGGAUGCAUAAAAUGGAAGGAGAUCACACUAGUGAUUAAACAAAUAGAUGGGUCACAUCUUAAUGGGGAGCGAAGCAUGGUCGUCAUGAAGCAGGCGACUAACUGUACCCGAAGUAUAAAUCACUGCCUGGUGGAAUUGGGCUACCAGCAAUUCUACAAACUGAAAAAUGAACUGAAAUGGAGGAAUGAGCAAGAGGAGUCAUCAGCUAACAUAUUAUCAGCAGUGACUGCAAUAGUUACCCUACUGGGUAUUUGCUAUGCCUGUGCAACACUGUUCUAAUACUUAAUAGUUUGUGACAAGCUUUGUUCAUAAUUAUGAUAAAACAUCAUAUUUGUAUAUACAGAUUUAAGCAUCUAUA